Messenger RNA from Pyrus x bretschneideri (Chinese white pear), 2941 nucleotides. RefSeq names its product importin-5-like. The transcript has 20 exons. The record is from RefSeq and is a predicted model, not a curated record. The coding region runs from base 801 to 2588 and encodes 595 amino acids. Gene Ontology annotation, molecular function: protein binding; nuclear import signal receptor activity. Gene Ontology annotation, biological process: protein import into nucleus. Lineage: Eukaryota; Viridiplantae; Streptophyta; Magnoliopsida; Rosales; Rosaceae. Gene Ontology annotation, cellular component: cytoplasm; nucleus.
UCUUUUGAAUCGGUUGAUGCCGGGAUUCGAUUUUCUUUGGGCGAAAAUCUUGCACCGUUUGCAAUAUUCCUCUGAUUUGGAUUCCUGGGCGGCGGCGAUCCAGGCGGCGUCCAGAUUUCUCAAGAUUUUGCCGUAUUUCUUGGGGGCCGACCGCCUUGGAAUGGCCAUGUCUACAGUGGUCAAUUCGACACACAAUUUGGCCACGACAGUUGACCCGAGAAGCGCAACGGUGGCUCAGAGGUUCCUCGAGUUUAUAACCCAAAUGGUGACUAAAACGCACCCGAGACUCUUGCUCAACCGAUUAAACUACGUGUUGGAAUCAAUGCUGAUGAUCGCGGAGUCUGCGGUGGCCACGGUGAUCAGAGAGGGCGCAAUCAGAGUACUUAAAAAGAUCGACGAAUCGAACAGAAGGAUUAUGAGUCGUCAACUCGAAAGAUUGGAUCGUGUGAAUUUGGAUGGGUUUUUCUUCAGCCUGAUGAGGGUGCUUGUGGGGGCUGCAAAUGUCGAGAAAAACAAGAGCUCUGUUCUUGCGAAGUAUUUUAUAGACCGGCUUUCGACUAUGCACGGAGGGAAGAUUUUUGCGCGUCUUCUUCGGAAUCAGAUCCAAGUUUUUGCGGCGGCUCAGGAAUGGCAGAAACGCCAUGCAGGGCUUGUUACUAUUUGUGCCACGGCUGAUGCGUGUGAAGAGAACCCAGUGACGAACUUGUUGGAAUAAAACACGAGGAAUUUGGAAAUUUUAGUCACCAGAUCCACUCAACAACACCAAUGGCGGUUCUGGGUCCAAAUCCAAUCGUACACCAAUGGCGGUUCUGGUUCAUCGAAAGUGGCAAGUUAUGGGAAACCAUGUUGAGGAAUUGGCAACAAUAGUUCUGGAUGGCCUAGAAGAUCCUCACGAUCGAGUUCGUUGUGCUGCCACCGAUGCCAUUAAGGCACUCAGUGUGAACUUAGCACCUACAUUACAUGAGCAUUAUCAUCGCAGGAUUCUACGUCUGCUAACUGGAAUGCUUAAAGAAAAGAACGACACCAUAUGGGGGAAAGCCAUUCAAGCAAUUCGUUUCUUCAGCAAUGGCUGCACACCCGAUAAUUUAGAACCUUACUUGCCUCAGUUAGUGGAGGCACUGCUUGCACAUCUUAAGAACGGGAAUACAGCUGUACAAUGGGGGGUUUUGGCAGCUCUGGGAGGAGUUGCAACUUCGUCGGAGAACCGCUUUGAUAUUUACUAUCGCCACACUAUGGAUGCCAUUAAACUUAUCUUGUUCGGUGUGGCUAAUGCAUCUACGAAAUUGCUCCAUGCCCAUUGUCUGGAGUGCAUUAGUUGUAUUGCAAGUGUUGUUGGAAAGGAUAACUUUGCAAACGAUGCUAACGAGGUUAUGGGAGUUCUUAUCUCGCUGCUAGAAUUUCUGCUGGAGACAGACCACAUGGUAAAAGUUUCCAUCUUCCAGGUGUUGGCGAAACUCUGUAGGAUCCUAGGGGAAGACUUUUUAAUCUAUGUCAACGAUCUGAUGCCUAGCUUGAUUCAGUCUGCUCAGAAUAAAAUCAAUAAAGAAGACAACCGAAGGGAGAAAGCUUUGGCCUGUAAAUUGCUAUUCUGCUUCACUAGCCAGUUUAAGGGAAAGUUCUUGCCUUGGAUCAAACAGGUUACUCCGGUUUUGCGUCCACUUCUUCACUCAGAUCUACAUUUUGAAACUCGAAUGCAAGCUAUUUCAGCCAUGCCGGUCCUGUUGCGUUUAACUAUAUCUCAAGAAGUUAUUUUGGAAGAGAUCCAGGAGGAGCUUAUCUACUUUAUAACAGCAUUAGUAAGAAACUUGAAGGAAAAUGAUGCAGAAAUUUCUGCGAGAGUGUUAAAUUCUCUAAAAGAGUGCAUAAAGGUCUCUGGCCGCAUUUUGACUAAUAUACAUGUCAAGUUUGUUGUGGAUGAGAUACAGAAAAUCCUGAACGAAAACUCUUCAGAAAACGAAAUACAAGAAGCAGAAGGUUUUGAAAUUGGACCGCAGGAAGAAACCCGUAAUCGUGGUGAUGAUCAUAAAGUUAAUGCAAAAAUUGUUGUGUUUCUGUUCAACUAUUUUGUGCAACAAAGCCAAGAACCUGCUUCUAAAUAUUGUUCUACAUUCCUUCCAUUCCUCCUGAGAGCUUGCAAGGAUCAUGAUCCAUGUGUUAGACAGCAAGCUGUACGCGGAAUUGGUACUUGUGCAGAGUUUGGCGUUGAUGAAUUCAAACCUUUUGCUGAAGAGGCUGCCAAAAGUCUGGAUUCUGUGAUUAGACAUCCAGGCACGUCAAGCUCAAACAAUCCAACGGCACAUGUGAUUGUCGUGUCAUCCCUUGGGAGAAUAUGUGGGUCUUAUUUCAAGAGUAUUAAUGCUCCUCAGGUUGUUGGCAAAUGGUUGGACUUCUUACCACUGAAAAAUGACACCACUGAAGCCAAACUCGUACAUGCACGACUUUCUGCAAUGAUUGAAGAGUUUCACGACAUUCUUUUGGGCGUUAACGGUCAAUAUAAGUCUAGGAUUUUGGAGAUCUUUGCUCAGGUUGUAGCUGACGGUGAUAAUCUUGCAACAAGGAUACUGUUAACAGGAUGGUUGUUCAAUUAGUCCAGUGUAGCAGGCCAUGAACGCCUCUGCUGUACGUUCAGGUUCUACUUGGCAUUACAUCCACCCCGGCAUUUUUCCUUUUCUUUCCAGGCUGUUCUACUUAACAGGAUGGUUGGGAUACUGAGAUUUCUCUUGUAAAGUUGUGUGUUGUGAACUUGUAAUAUGUACAAGUCCCAUUCUUUUGUACAGCGUCUUUUCUUCGGCAUCAAUCCCGUAAUCUGGUUAUUCAGUUUUCUGUACAGAUGUCCUAUAGAGUUUCGUUUGUUAUGUUCUUGAGCUCUCGCUGAAUGUAAAAAGAGGUGAGGUUAAUGAUAUUGCACAUUUUUAAAAAAUACUCCCGUUUUCAGUAUACA